AGCACCGUGAUCUACACAUCUUACAGACUUAUACCCUCAGAUCUUUGAAGAUGGAGAAGAUAGUAAAGUUUGCUCACCGUUUGUUAAUGGAACAGCAGUGGAUGUAUUUAAUUGCAUUCAUUUCCAGAUUAGUCCUUGUGUUAUAUGGAGUUUACCAAGACCAUAUAAUGGUGGUGAAAUACACUGAUAUCGAUUACCAUGUUUUCACUGAUGCUGCUCAAUAUGUCACUCAGGGAUUUUCACCUUACCAGAGAGCAACAUAUCGUUAUACCCCAUUACUUGCCUGGAUCCUAACGCCAAACAUCUACAUUUCAGAACUAUUUGGGAAGGUGUUAUUUGUGUUGUGCGAUGUUGUUGCUGCUUACCUGAUCCACAAAAUCUUGAGACUGCAAGGAUUAGACAACUACUCUGCAAAAAAAUAUAGUGCUUUCUGGCUUUUUAACCCUUUACCAAUGACUGUAUCCAGCAGAGGAAAUGCAGAAUCUGUUUUGGCUGUGCUGGUCCUGGCAGCAUUGUAUUAUCUACUAAAGCGCAAUCUUGUCAAAGCUGCACUCCUCUAUGGUUUCUCUGUGCACAUGAAGAUUUACCCAGUGGCUCUCCUUCUACAAACUCUACUGUUUCUUCAAGCACAGAAGACUACAAAAAAGGCAGAACAGGGACAGUUUUCAAUACUUAACUGCUUUGGAGUGGCAUGGAAGAGGCUUUAUAGGCUACUAAGUUGGGAAGUUUUUGUCUUUGGAGCCAUGAUGAGUCUAACAUUGUUUGUGCUAAACUGUGCUUUCUAUUAUAUGUAA
This is a messenger RNA of Nanorana parkeri, 794 nucleotides long. RefSeq names its product GPI mannosyltransferase 1-like. Gene Ontology annotation, molecular function: alpha-1,4-mannosyltransferase activity; GPI mannosyltransferase activity. The record is from RefSeq and is a predicted model, not a curated record. Gene Ontology annotation, biological process: GPI anchor biosynthetic process. Bases 51 to 794 code for a protein of 247 amino acids. NCBI's taxonomy places the organism in Eukaryota, Metazoa, Chordata, Amphibia, Anura, Dicroglossidae. Gene Ontology annotation, cellular component: membrane; glycosylphosphatidylinositol-mannosyltransferase I complex. The transcript has 2 exons.